Messenger RNA from Oncorhynchus nerka (sockeye salmon), 4931 nucleotides. RefSeq names its product failed axon connections homolog. Lineage: Eukaryota; Metazoa; Chordata; Actinopteri; Salmoniformes; Salmonidae. The transcript is spliced from 6 exons. Gene Ontology annotation, cellular component: cytoplasm. Bases 1334 to 2599 code for a protein of 421 amino acids. The record is from RefSeq and is a predicted model, not a curated record.
GCACUGGGUUGGCACCAAUAAUUUAUAUAUACACUCGAUGACUGAUAGGCCCCCAUGCCUCCAUCUUGGCACUCUCCCACCGUUGUAAAAAAAUAUAUUUUGGAAGCUAUAGAAAUCCAUGUAUUAAUGUAUACAUUAGUGUUUGCCUCGUUUAUUCUAUUACAUACACCGUAAUGCACUUUUAAAUUAUUUAUGUGAGCUUAACAUAAAAAAUAAAAACAUUUUCUUCCAAGUAUAUCUUUUUUUUUUUUGAGAGAUUAAUGUUACGGUCCCCACUACAACAAAAAAAUACUUAAAUACAUGUAAUUUUGUUCUUAACAUUAAAUUGAAAUACUGUAGAAUUCCAUUCAUUCCUAUGAAGGACUGUUCCAACUGGGGAGUGCCAAUUUGCCCGACCGGUGGCUUCAAAGCCUCUCAAUGGCCAAUACAUAGUAAAAUCAAUCUAGGGUUUAUAUACAUUGUUGGUUGGCACUAGCCCAAGACUGAGGGGUACCAGUGAUGUAACUGAAUUUACAUUAUAUAAUUCUUACGAAAGCGCAAUCCAGUUUUCAAGCGAAGUUGUUUCGCAAUAUUAGGUAUGGUCCAAACAAUCACAACGGAAAGCACAUUGGUCGCAUGUAUUCUCCAAGAUGAAUGCCUUUUUACACUUCCGAAGUUACUGCAAUGUGAGUAUAACCGACUUUAGCUAAAGUAGCCAAAAGCAUGCACCUGCUAUGCAAGCACGUUGUUGAACAUGCACCAGUAGUUAUAGCACUCGAAGAGUGUGUUGUGCAUUCAAUAAUGGCUAAACACUAAGCCUAAAUGUUGCUAUGGAGAUAUUGCAGGACUUAGUGACAAUGAAUAGUGAAAUUGCCCAUAUAACAUUGCUCCAAGAAAACAACACAAUUGCUUAAACCAUUUAAUUUGCAUUUCGAAAUCAAUGUAAAUGCAAUGUAUUUUACAUAUGUCUUUAUAAUCAUGAUAUAAGGCCUGGCCUAUUGCCCUAUAUUAAAGCCUUCGUUUUUUAAAAUGAUUUCAAAUCAAAAACCGCAUAAACCCAAACUAUCCCCAUCAACUUGUGUGGUGGUUUUGUUGUCAUGAGGCUCAGAUGUUAGGGAAGUACUCAGUCUGCCACUAGUUUCCAUUGGAACAGACAAAGGCUCCGAGGGCUGGCGGAGGAUGCCGAGCUGGGGGUGCGGGCACCAUCAGGCCGGAAUAUGUAUAUUUCUAAUGUUUGGCAGAUAGCAUAUAUUAAAUAGCAUAUCGCCAUGCAACAUAGGACUGUUGUGACAUAUUGAUGAAGCCGAGAGUGGUUUGCGAGAGAACGCAGGCGCCACGCGGCGAUUGAUAGAGUAUGUGGGGGUCUGGUUUCGCCUCGUCCCGACCGUGUGUGGUUGAACUCGGGCGGAAUCACAGCCUGCCCUUGGGGAUAUGUGGCUCCGACGAGCCUCACUCUCUAUAUGGCUAUAUCGUCGCAAUCCCUUUACAACAGGACUACGGUGGGACCAUGUCGGGAUUGGGGUCGGAUUCCUGGUGGAAGAAAACCAUCUAUAUCACCGGCGGUGCCCUCCUCGCUGCUGCUGCCUACCUAUUACACGAGCUGCUCGCCAUCAGGAAGGAGCAGGAGUUGGAUUCUAAAGAUGCCAUCAUCCUCCACCAGUUCUCCAGGCCAAACACGGGGGUCCCCAGCCUCUCACCAUUCUGCCUCAAGAUGGAGACCUACCUACGCAUGGUGGACCUGCCCUACCAGAACUACUUUGAUGGGAAACUCUCUCCGCAGGGCAAGAUGCCAUGGAUUGAGUAUAACUGGCAGCAGGUGUCGGGGUCAGAGUUCAUCAUUGACUUCCUGGAAGAGAAGCUGGGCGUCAACCUCAACAAGAACCUCAGUCCCCAGGAAAGAGCUGUGUCCCGGGCUGUCACCAAGAUGGUGGAGGAGCACCUCUACUGGACAAUAGCCUAUUGCCAGUGGGUAGACAACCUGGAGGAGACCCAGAAGAUGCUGCCAGUCACUGGUCCUCUCAGUGACAUGCUAAAGUGGAUCCUCGGCCACCUGAACAGCAGCAUGGUGCAAAGGGAGAUGUACGGCCAUGGCAUCGGACGCUUCUCCAAGGAGGAAGUCUACAAGCUGAUGGAGAAGGACAUGCACACGCUGGCCGAACUGCUCGGAGAUAAGAAGUACUUCAUGGGGCCUAAGAUGUCGACAGUAGAUGCUGCUGUGUUUGGUCACCUGGCCCAGGCUAUGUGGACACUACCCGGCACACGUCCUGAACAGCUCAUCAAAGGCGAGCUCAUUAACCUGGCCAUGUUCUGUGAGCGCAUGCGGAGAAAGUUCUGGCCUGAGUGGUUCGUGGACAUAGAGGACGUGUACUAUGACGGAGCAGACACUGACAGCAGCGAGGGCUCUUCUACAGGCCUGAUGGACUUUGGCCUGUUCUCCCGGACAGACACCAUGGAGGAGAGCGAAGCUUCUGACAAACACACACACUCACACACUCACUCCCCCGAUACGGACCACUCGCUGUUCGACUCGGACGUGGGCACGGGCUCGGACAAUGGGCCGCAGCUUAAGUGUGAACCUCCUAAUCCUGCCCCUUCCAGUCCCAAACCUCCCAACCCUUGACCCAUCCUUACCAAGGCAGGUGGAGUGGGUUUGGCUGAGGCAGUCAGACGGCCCGGGAACUCCAAACUAGUCAGGGCGCUGCUAUCUGGAUUGGCAUCAUAGAGCUGCGGAACACAGAGGCACAGUUCUCGCUUCUCCUGCUGCCCCUCCCUCUCUUCCAGAGAUCUGUGCUCACACAUGGAGGCGCAGUUAUAUUCCAUGAUGACUGAAAACUAUAUCCUAACACUGUAAUAUCAGUGAGCUCCGACAAACUGUGUGUUUGUAUGCAGAGCGUAUAAAUCGAACCCCGUGUUACAUGUGUUACAAUGUGAUUUCCUCACCCCGAGUGAUUGUGACAUUGCCAAUAUGGCACUAUCACAGACAUUGCCUUAUUUGUGUCAGUUGUCCAAGGCUACAGGCUAGUGUAAAACGUCAUGAGAGAGAUUGUUGGUUGAACCAGUGAGUGGAGUGUCUGUCCAUGGAAUACAGACAACAUGGCUGUUUCUUUAGAAAUGUAGCUAGUGAAAGAGAGACGACGAUGAUGAUGGUAGCAGAAACAUGAAAACACUGGAGUUUUUAGAGAAAACCGAGGUCAGUCAUUUUGACACAUUGUAAAGUGUGAUAUAUAAAGAGUCUUUGACUUGGGUGGCUGCUCUAGUCUGUGUCUUACUAACGGUGGGCUAUUCUACCAGUAGUCCUAUGGUUUGUGGCUUGCUGCUGAGCAUCAGCCAUAAUCACUGGCCUUUCCAUCAACUCUGUGUCUAACUUCACUCUAGUAAAGGAGAUUGGGAUACGCAAAAGGAACUGGAGAUGGAACAUUCUUGUCGGAGUAGAGCCGACUCUUGUAUCUCACCACUAGAGGGUGCUGUAUCUAUACAUUCAUCCUGCUGUCUAUUUAGCUCUAUGGUCUCGAGUCCUGUCGGUUUCUGCCACUUGGAAUGUUAAAGGCCCAAUGAAGUCAAAACGUGAUAUUCCUGUGUUUUAUAUACAUUUCCACACUAUGAGUUUGGAUUGAUAUUGUGAAAAUGAUGAUAAGGCCCUUUUAGUGUAAGAGCUGUUUGAAAAGACAGAGCUUUUCAGUCUGUUUUGGUGGGAUGGAGUUUUGGCCUGCCUGGUGACAUCAGACCAAUAAGAAUAGACCAUAAAGAAAUAGAGUUCCAAACCUGUGCCAAUAACAGCUUAGUUUUCAGUUUUCCCCACCCUCACCCAGACCACUUCCAGACAGUCCUAGCUAAAUUCUUGCUUGAGAAUUUGCUCUUUGCUAAGAAGCUGUUUUUCUUUCUUUUUUACCAUUUUAAUUGAAAACAGUCACAGUAAGGUACUUAAAUAUUACACAGAAAUGAUUUGAUAUUGAGAUAAAAACAGCUGCAUUGUUUAAUGAAAUAAUAACAAUAAUACAAUGCAUUCGUUUUCACUUCAGUAUUAACACCAUACGAAUACAGAAAGUUGCUGAAACAGAAUGGAAAGGCCCGUUUGUAGCAAGUAGUGUUAUCCCUUUACGUGUGUGUGUGUGUGUGUGUGUGUGUGUGUGUGUGUGUGUGUGUGUGUGUGUGUGUGUGUGCGUGUGUCUGAGAGAAAGAGACCGGAAGGAUGAUAGUGGGUUGUAAUAUGACUACAUUACCAGGUAUGAUAUAAGCCUUAGUGCACAGAAGUUAUGAAAAGAGGGGUUGAAUGUGAAUCGUGAAUGCAGAUUGAUUUUUGCUUUCUUUACUCAGUAACUCUCAACUUAUUUGAAAACAGUGAAACCAGCACUUUGUUUUUAUUUGUGAUUAACUUAAGUUUGCGAUGUUUUAUCGUUUGUAUCUUUAUUGCUCUCACGGAGAGAUUUUUGUUGCAUGUUGUUUAAAAUGGGCAAAACUAAUGCACCUAGGACGCUGGGGAUUGUCGUGAUAAGAUGGUGAGGCCAAAUGAAUGGAAUGAGACAUGUACAUAAAUGACACAGGUCACUGGAUGUCUGUGUGGUAGCUAGGCUUUCAAGUUGAACUAUUGAUAGGUGUAUCAGGAUGACCUUGAGAGAAGAUCAUGUUUAUUCGCAAAGUUGCAAUGUCAAAGUAAAUAGUUGUUUGCAAAGGCACAUGGACAAAAGACCAAAUAAAAAAGUAAAAUGUCAAUCUGCUAGGAUUAUACUCACCCUACCUCCCAAUGAUGAAACAUAAAAUUGCAAAACAAUGGGGACCAAGACACGGAUCUGUCUAAACCUUUUCUCAAUUGUCCUUUAAGUGUCUUUUAAUUAGACUUUUUGUGUCUGUAAUUGAGCAAAUAUCUUUGAGGGUGUUUGAUUGAAUUGCAUUGUCUUAUUGUUGAAAUUAUUUUAUUUUAGAAGUAUGGGCAGACCAGACCUGCAAUGAGAGAA